This is a messenger RNA of Acanthaster planci (crown-of-thorns starfish), 3578 nucleotides long. RefSeq lists its product as uncharacterized. NCBI's taxonomy places the organism in Eukaryota, Metazoa, Echinodermata, Asteroidea, Valvatida, Acanthasteridae. The record is from RefSeq and is a predicted model, not a curated record.
UUGCAUGCAGGAAUACCAACAGGUAUCAUUAGUUCAAUUUUUAUUUUUACGUAUGGCGAACGUUGGUGGUGACUCGUGGUAAUAACAUCAUCGUAAAAACUGUAAUUUCAAGGAAAAACCGCUUCGAAAAAACUACUCUUCGUGACAACCACAGAAACUUCGUCAACAGAAUCAGAGACGGUUUCAGGAUAUAAAACUGGUCAUCAGAUCAAGACAGCUUCACUAUGCCUCAGAAGAGUAACACUUUACCAGUCUGGGGCAAUGAGGCGUCCAUGAACCUCAACCCCCUCAUCUUGACCAACAUACAGUCCUCACCUUACUUCAAAAAUGAGCUCUUCAAGUUGAAGACCUACCACGAAGUUGUGGACGAGAUCUAUUUCAAGGUUGAUCAUUUGGAGCCAUGGGAAAGGGGCAGUCGACAAACGUCUGGUCAGAUAGGCAUGUGUGGUGGGGUACGUGGCGUAGGGGCUGGAGGCAUCGUCUCCUCGGCCUACUGUCUUCUCUACAAGUUGUACACCUUGAAGCUGACCAGGAAACAGCUGAACGGCCUCCUUACACACAUAGAUUCCCCUUACAUCCGAGGGCUGGGUUUCAUGUUCGUCAGAUAUACUCAACCACCUGCUGAUCUGUGGGAGUGGCUGGAACCGUAUCUGGAGGAUGAGGAGGAGAUAGAUUGCAAGGCAGGGUCUGGUAGUGUCAUGACCAUCGGUGAGAUGGUGCGCAGCUUCUUGACCAAGCUGGAGUGGUUCUCAACUCUCUUUCCUCGCAUACCGGUGCCCAUCAUGAAGGACCUUGAGGUCAAGUUACAGGAAUGGAAGGUUGGUUUCUUAGAGAGACAAAGACAGCAACAGUUGGAGGAGGGAACUGAAGAGGAUGGAUACCAGGAGAUUGAAGGCGGCAGAGAUGCAGAGAGACAGCCAAGAAAUAGAGAAAAAACACGCAGUAGAAGUCGGGACCGCCAUCGCAGUCGAAGCAAAGACCGUUUUCGCAGCCGAAGCAAAGACCGCCGUCGCAGUCGCAGCCGGGAACGCCGCAGCCGGAACGAUGACCGCCACCGAAGAAGCCGCAGUCGGGAGCGGAAGCGACGCAGCAGGAGCUCUGAGAGGAGGCACCGCAGGAGCCAGGAGAGGAGCAGAGAGAGACGACGCAGUAGGAGCCGCGAGAGACGACGGGAACGCGACGGGGAUGAUUACUCGCGGGCCCUGCAGCGCGAGCGGGAGCGCCAGCAGAGGGAGCGAAGGGAACGGCGCAGCUCCAGCCGAGAGAGACGCCACAGUCGGGACCGGGACCGGAGGAGCAACCGUGACAGGCGGAGAAGCCGAUCGUCCGAUCGUAAAAAAUCACAUUCCGUAGAUAAAGAGCGCAGGAGAAGCCACAGUCCUAGUCAGGGACGCAGGUGAUGCUGAAUAUUUAACAGUACUAUUUCUUAGUUUUUAUGUUCUGUGCGAGACAUUAGUUUAUUGAUCAGGUGCUUGCCAGAAUUGAAUGUAAUUUCUGUACUUGUAGUCUUGAUUUUGAAAGCAUCUCAUCUGUUAAGGCGGGUUCAUACUUUGAGUGAAAGCAAACAUGCAAAGUUUUUAUAUCAGAUCAAAUGUUCACACUGCAUUUCACAAAAGUUUACGGCAUUCAAGGCAGCAAAUUUUGCCGCAAAUGUUUCACAACAUCAAAGUCACUUCUGUGUUCACCAGAAGUAGGAACCGCCCGUUAUGGUCUUUAGUCAUGCUAUUCGUGGUUUUCAAAGGAAAGUUAAAACAGGUUGAGGCCCAUGUAUUCACGUUCAGAGGAUUUCCUGCUUUUAAGGGAAUGGCCCAUCAUUGCAGUCUACCCCGCAGUCCGACUUUCUUUUACCAGGUUCUUAUCAUUUUGAUGAAUGAGAUGGGCUCACUUCUUGGACAGUGUAAAGCUGACAACUUGUGGUCAUUACUCAUUCAUACAGAGAUGCCCACAUUAACACCAGCAUUUCUGAUUUGUCUUGGAUGAUUUCUUGCAAGUGCCACACAUAUUGAAAAAUGUUCAGGACAACAGUGGCUUUAUCUACUGUUAAAAUGUGUUUGUCAGAUGGGUUUUAGGUUUUGGGUUUUACCACAACUAAAACGUACGAAAAUAUGGCUGACGUUUCAGUUUUUUUGUUUUUUCCAGUUUUCUCAUACGUACAUAUACGUUCCUGUGAAAAAUGACCUGCUCAUCAACCAUCAGAUCCAGAAAUCAUUCCCAGGUGUUGUCCUAGCCUGUACCAUUUACAAAUGUUCCUUGCUGGCUAGUUGUUUUAAUAGUGCCAAAACACCUGCCAAUGACUACUUUCUGCAUGAACAGUGUUUCCAGAAUCCCAGGGGGGCUGUGUGAUUUAUGUGUACAUAUGUCUUUUCUCUUUAUAGAAAAAACCUCACUGUUUGGUAGCUUAAAUUUACUUCAUGUCAUAAACUGUUUGCAGUUGAGCUAUAUAACUUUUGUAAAGUGUUUGUACAUAUAUGGAUUUCUAACGGAAGGCUAAACUAGAGUUUAAUGUGUUGGGGAUUUCUUUGUUCAUUCUGACUUGAACACUUAAACAUUUUUUCAGGAUUUUCUACCAAGUUACGUAAAUAAUGUCCAGCAGGAGCUUGUUAUUACAGGAGAACAUUUGGCACCAAAGAAGUCACUGACAUAAAUGGCCCAUAUUUGUAAAUGAUGUCUGUUGCAUCAUACACGGUCAGUCACCUCAGGGCAAGUUCGGAUGUGAGCUAUAGAUCGUCCAGUAGUCAAUUGUUUUUUAACACUGCGCAUGCGCAAUUCAGUUGCACUCACACAACUCCAGUCGGUCAAGUUUUUAAACUCUCAUCAUUACUCACAUUUCACUGUUGGCUGCGAUUCUAGCAGCGUGCAAGGUCACUGAAAGCUCGUACAAUUACUUGCAUGUGAAUGGUUCCCUCUAAUGAUAAAUGAAAUCAGCUAUUGAUAACUAGCGAUGCGACCUGACCCCUGGGUCUGGUCCCAAAUGGUCAAGUAAAUCGUACAAACAUUCAUCGUUCGGGCGGUGUAAGUCGAUCUGUAGUUAAUCAUCAUCUCUCGAACCUGCCCUAAAACUCUCUGCAUUACUUAGAAUAUUCACCGGCACCUGACAUGGUCAAGUAUUAACUCAUGAUCACAUGCUGGAAUUGAUUGUAAAUAUUGGCAAGUGUACAAGAUGUGCCUUCCAGCCACAGGAUUGGCUUAUUGUCAUUUAUGUUGGGUUUGCAUGAGAGGUACAUCUUGAAAUAUGUUGGGUUUCGCUCAGUAUUCCAUUACCUGCAGUCUUGCAUUUUAAACAAGACAAGCUUUGGAAGCGUGUUCAUCAGUAGAUAUGCUAUGUACCUCAAAGGAAUUUCAAAAAAAAAUGUGAGAACUGUGCUUGCCUGCACUGUUUGUGACAGUAAGCCCCGAUCCUCCUGGUGGUGGGUGGGGCUUAACUGGUGGGGCGAAAGAAUGAAUUUCCAUGCAUUCCCAUUUAUAAAGUACUGGGUUUAUACUCCUGAAUCUAUCAAGAAGGCAAAACUACAAAAUAUAGAAUUGAAGCUCACACGUCAAAGUUUGAUAAAUAAAGUUUCUGCGCAGUUGUAAAUUAC